This is a messenger RNA of Symbiodinium sp. CCMP2592, 2181 nucleotides long. The record is from the annotation of a GenBank genome assembly. Lineage: Eukaryota; Dinophyceae; Suessiales; Symbiodiniaceae.
AUGGUCCAAGCUCAACUUGCGUACCGCCGUACCUUCCUUGACGUGAUGGAUGGCAAGGAUGGUGCAGAUCCUCGUGCUCGGGCUCGUAGCCUCUCCCCCACGCGGAUGUCGGCCAGCCCGGAGCCUCUCGCUCAGGACGUAUGGGCACAUCGUCAUCUUCGCACUUUGCGGCAAGGGCAGAGCGCGACGGUCCUGGAUGCACCGGUCCCAAGUCGGGGCAGUGUCGGACAUCCGGCCUUGUGCAGCAAACCAUGCGUUUCCGUUGCACGCCGCGGGCACUGCCAGAGAGGUUCGGCCUGCGGCUUUUGCCACUACCAGCACGAGGACCCUAAGCCGGACAAGAAGCAGCGGCUUCUGAUGAGCACGAUGCCCAGGCCAGAGCUACUGGGUCUUCUAGCCGAUCUACUUCGGGAGCGUGCCGAGCAAGAAGAACUCGAUGGUGGGAGCUUUGUGGUCGCAGUGCUUUCCGUCCAUUCAGGACUUCCCCCAGGUCGUUUGCAGACGAAGUCUCGCAAGCUUCACAACCUGCGACAGGUACUUCAACGCAUGAACUUCUCCGGCAUCCUCUCGAUGGCUGCGAAAAGCUGUGAAGGCCGCAGCAAGGCCGUCAUGCUGCAGGAGUUAAGUGCUUUGCGACAGAGUGCCAGGAAGGACAUCGCGGCAAUGUUGUGCAUGGUGCCUGAGGGCGCUGCUGGCUCAGUCAUCCAAGUGCCCCACCCGAAGGUAAAAGGCAUCUCGGAGUUGCACCGGCCCCGCCUGCACCAGCUGGAGGAGCAUGGGCAUCUUGUGGCUUGGGAUACCGCCGAAAGCAGCUUUGGGUCAGGCUACAGGGAAUUCUGCGCGGACCUCGAGAAGCAUCCGUUGGCACGCGAAGCGCAGUCGGUCCCUCUGCUGCCGCCGAUCUCCGAGACCGAGACCUGUUCGCCUGUGUCAGCAGCUGGAGGCGGGCCGGUGGAGAUUUUGGUGUCCGUUCCUCGCGCACCGGAGGCAAGAUGGGACUUGUUUUCCGACUCCAGGGCUGCAGUGCACGACAGCCGCUUACUUACACAAGCUCUGCUGCUGCAGAGAGAGACAGAAUGCGGCUGGGUCCGGAAUGCGAUCAGCUCGACGGGUCCGGUGAAGAGGCUCUUGGCCGAAGGUGACGGCUUGGAAGACCUCGGCGAAUCUCGGUUCGAGCUCUUUUGGUUCAAAAUUUGGACGGAUGCUGGAAUUGUGCUACUCCUGGCUGAAGAAACAGUGGCCGACAUUGCCACCGACGUGGGCGAAACUCGGCAGGAAGAUACCUGCCUCUCCACCUGCACGGGUCAGCAGUUCCAGGCAGUGUCUAUAACGUUGCAUCGAAUGUUCAUUAACGGCAAGAAGGAGAAGUACGAGGUGAACUUCAAGAACAUGACCCAGGAGAAUCUGGUAAGUGGAGGAUCCCGGGAGAUCCGGGCCCCAUACCGCAUGGAGGCGCCAAGUGGUCCGAUCCGCGAUGCCAACGACAAACCCAUGGAGCCCGGUCCGACCAUCUGCAUUAAGGUGCCGGAGGGCGCUGCUGGCACCAUCAUCCAAGUACCCCACCCUAAGGCCAAAGGUCAGUUCUUCGAGGUGAAGGUUCCUGCAGGAGCACGCGCCGGCCAGCCGAUGCUGGUUCCCGUGCCCUCCUGGGAGGGUCGUAUGGAUCCUGUUCGGGAGCAGUUCCGCAAGUGGGACAAGGAUGGCAAAGGUUUCAUUAGCUUCGCCGAGUUGGCCGAGCUGAUCGUUCAAUUGAACCCGGCACUGACGAAAGCGGAGAUCAACGACCUCAUCAUGUCUACGGACAAGAACUCUGACUACCAGAUUUCCUACGACGAGUUCGCAUCAUUUCUGGAGGGAAGUCCAGGAAAGAAGCCCGCCCCUGCCCCUGCCGGAGGAGGCACCGACCCAGCUCCCGCGGACCCGGCGGCACCGGCGGACCCGGGAGCAGACCCCGCGGCGAAGCCGAAGGGCUGGAGCACUGGAGCCAAGGUGGCUGCUGGCGUUGGAGGUGUGGCAGCCGUGGCGGGCGUCGCAGGGCUUUGCGUCGCUGGUGCGCUGUUGGCUGACGGAGAUGGCCUCGAGGGCCUGGGUGAUGCUGUAGGAGACAUCGCCACGGACGCUGGCGAGUGGAUCGGUGGUGCUGCUGAGGACGUGGGGGACUUUGUCAUGGACCUGUUCUGA